Molecule: messenger RNA, 1050 nt
Organism: Thelazia callipaeda (thelaziosis nematode)
Lineage: Eukaryota; Metazoa; Nematoda; Chromadorea; Rhabditida; Thelaziidae
Source: the annotation of a GenBank genome assembly
AUGAGUCUAUUGCAAUCACAAAGAAAUCAGCAAAUACAUCAAAGAUCUAGGAUAUUGAAUAGUUCCUCAAGUAAUGGACCUACCCAACAGAUUAUUUUACAACCAGUCCGACUUCGUCAAGAGCCAGCACAGCACAGGUCAGUUGGUUUUGGUAAUAGGCGCCCAAUUAUUAUUUGGAAAGAUAGUGCUACAAAUAAUGCACACUUUCCAUUACUUACAAGCAGACCUAUGCUACGAAAUGUAAGCAGAUCACCUAUGAUAUUACAUUCUGUUCCAUCUUUCACUACAAAAAUGCCUUCAAUUUCUUCAACGCAUCCUUUACGUAUCGUGGCUUCUUGGAUUGUACCUUUAAAACGAGUAAAGCCUUCACAUCAUAAAUUACCAAAUUCUAUACAAUUUCUCACAACUGUACUUCCUAUUCAAAUUCAAAAAAGAUUAUCAAGUAGAAAAAUCAUUCAACUUCAACAGUUGACUUUUGUGCACAAAUCAUCUACGUCACCUAUACCAAAAUCUUCUCUACCAUUUACACUUUCCACAGUUGUUUUAAAUGAUCAACCAAGUGCAACCAGCUUCAAACCUAUGCUUACAUCCUCAAAUUUUAUUACAAUAAAAAAUUUCACGACUACCACACCAACUUUUAUAGUCAAAACAGUACCAAAACUAAAAGAGACUAAAUUAGUUAAAGUCAAUUCUGAUUCGGAGUUAGCAAAAAACGAAAAUUCUACAGAGGGUAACUUCAACAGUUCUUUAAUUUCAUCAAACAAUCUUGGUGAUAACAAACUCCACGCAAAAAAUGCAAAAGAGAACAACAUGACAUUUUCUCGAAGUGAUGAAAUAGCAGAGGGAUCUGAAUCCUUGAAUGAAUCUUCUUCACUAGCUCCUCUAAUAUUUGGUACAGAAUCACCGAAAGAUUUACGGAAUUUUGGCAGUUCACCCGGUUUCUUACCUCCAAGUGAUGCAGUAGUCAAACAGUUAAACGAUGCUUCGGAUUUUUUGACUAUAGCCAAAGCUAUGAAUUUACGAGAAACUAUUAAAGGUGCUAUAAGUUAA